Messenger RNA from Thalassophryne amazonica, 993 nucleotides. RefSeq names its product peroxiredoxin 6 (gene prdx6). Gene Ontology annotation, cellular component: cytosol; mitochondrion. The coding region runs from base 67 to 729 and encodes 220 amino acids. Gene Ontology annotation, molecular function: peroxiredoxin activity. The transcript is spliced from 5 exons. The record is from RefSeq and is a predicted model, not a curated record. Lineage: Eukaryota; Metazoa; Chordata; Actinopteri; Batrachoidiformes; Batrachoididae. Gene Ontology annotation, biological process: cellular oxidant detoxification; cell redox homeostasis.
GCGUUUUAUCACACUUCGGUUGUUUCCUUCGACGUGGUUUUUUUUUUCCGUAGCCGAGAAGACGCCAUGCCUGGACUUCUGCUGGGAGACGAGUUUCCAAACUUCGAGGUCAAUACAACCAACGGCCGGAUUAAAUUUCAUGAUUUCCUGGGUGCCUCAUGGGGUAUACUUUUCUCCCACCCAAAAGACUUCACUCCAGUCUGCACUACUGAGCUGGCCUGUGCUGCUAAUAUCAGCAAUGAGUUCAAGAAACGAGAUGUGAAGAUGAUCGCCUUGUCCAUUGACAGUGUUGAGGACCAUCUGAGUUGGAGCAAGGAUGUGAUGGCAUUUGGUGGACAGCCUGGUGAUCUGCCCUUCCCCAUAAUCGCCGACGAUAAGAGAGAGCUGGCCACACAGCUGGGCAUGCUGGACCCGGAUGAGAGGGACAAGGAUGGAAUCCCCCUCACUGCUCGCUGUGUUUUUGUGAUUGGACCAGACAAGAAGAUGAAGUUGUCCAUCCUCUACCCUGCAACGACUGGAAGGAACUUUGAUGAGCUGAUUAGAGUAAUCGACUCUCUGCAGCUCACUGCUAAGAAGAAGGUUGCGACUCCUGUCAACUGGAAGGCUGGUGAAGAGGUCAUGGUCAUUCCCUCGUUGUCGGAGGCUGAAGCCGCUGUCCUCUUUCCUGCAGGUGUGACAACUAAAGAAAUGCCAUCUGGAAAAAAAUAUUUGCGCUACACUCAGCCCUGAGGGGACUGACGCUGUCCUGAAGGGGUCACCAGGGACCACAUCCUGCUUUAGAUAUGGCAAACUACAACCAUUUAUGUGUAAGUGUCCAAAAGCAUGGUUGUGCUCCUCUGAUGGCUGUCUUCCAUUCCUGAAUAUUGUAGUUGUCGUGGACAGCAGAAGUAUUCUUGACGUCUGUGCAGAGUGCCUUGUUUAGGUCCCGUCAAACCCAAGUGAAAACAGCUGGGACAUGUUUGUUAUUCCUCAAUAAAACUGACAUCUGAAUUG